Molecule: messenger RNA, 4181 nt
Organism: Sciurus carolinensis (gray squirrel)
Lineage: Eukaryota; Metazoa; Chordata; Mammalia; Rodentia; Sciuridae
Product: nodal modulator 3
Exons: 31
Coding region: 83-3757 (1224 amino acids)
Cellular component (GO): endoplasmic reticulum membrane
Molecular function (GO): carbohydrate binding
Source: RefSeq, a predicted model, not a curated record
CCGAAGAGGAAGGAGCCGGCAGCGUGCGGAGUGAGGGGCGGGACGGGGUGGCCUGCGGAGGGUCGGCGAGGGAGGCCGAGCCAUGCGGGCGGGCCGGGGCGCGGGGCCGCCGGGGCCCGUGGGGGUCGCCGCCGCCGUGCUGCUGCCGCUGCUGCUGUGCGGCGUGGGGCCGGCGCGCGGCUCCGAGGACAUCGUGGUGGGCUGCGGGGGCUUCGUCAAGUCGGACGUGGAGAUCAACUACUCGCUCAUCGAGAUAAAGUUGUACACCAAGCAUGGGACUUUGAAAUACCAGACGGACUGCGCCCCUAACAAUGGCUACUUCAUGAUCCCCUUGUAUGAUAAGGGGGAUUUUAUUCUGAAGAUUGAGCCUCCCCUAGGGUGGAGUUUUGAGCCGACAAACGUGGAGCUGUACGUGGAUGGCGUCAGCGACAUCUGUACCAAGGGCGGGGACAUCAACUUUGUGUUCACGGGCUUCUCUGUGAACGGAAAGGUCCUCAGCAAAGGGCAGCCCCUGGGUCCCGCGGGAGUUCAGGUGUCUCUGAGGAACACUGGAACGGAAGCGAAGAUCCAGUCCACAGUCACGCAGCCUGGUGGAAAGUUUGCGUUUUUCAAAGUUCUUCCUGGAGAUUAUGAAAUCCUUGCAACCCAUCCCACCUGGCCGCUGAAGGAGGCGAGCACCACGGUACGCGUGACCAACUCCAACGCCAAUGCUGCGGGUCCCCUCAUUGUCGCGGGCUAUAACGUGUCUGGCUCUGUUCGGAGUGAUGGGGAGCCCAUGAAAGGGGUGAAGUUUCUUCUCUUUUCUUCCUUAGUCACCAAAGAGGACGUCCUGGGUUGCAGCGUCUCCCCAGUGCCCGGGUUCCAGCCCCAGGACGAGAGCCUGGUGUACUUGUGCUACACGGUCUCCAAGGAGGAUGGCUCCUUCUCCUUCUACUCCUUGCCCAGUGGGGGCUACACCGUGGUUCCGUUCUACAGAGGGGAGAGGAUCACCUUUGACGUUGCCCCUUCCAGACUGGACUUCACAGUGGAGCAUGACAGCUUGAAGAUCGAGCCCGUGUUCCAUGUCAUGGGGUUUUCUGUCACCGGGAGGGUCCUGAACGGACCUGAAGGAGAAGGUGUCCCGGAGGCAGUGGUCACUCUGAACAACCAGAUCAAAGUCAGAACGAAGGCCGACGGCUCCUUCCGCCUGGAGAACAUCACCACAGGCACGUACACCAUCCACGCCCAGAAGGAGCACCUCUACUUUGAGACCCUCACCAUCAAAAUCGCCCCCAACACGCCGCAGCUGGCUGACAUCGUGGCCACCGGGUUCAGCGUCUGUGGGCAGAUAUCAAUCAUUCGCUUUCCUGACACCGUCAAGCAGAUGAGUAAAUACAAAGUGGUCCUGUCGUCUCAAGACAAGGACAAGUCUUUGGUCACCGUGGAGACGGAUGUUCAUGGAUCAUUUUGCUUUAAAGCAAAACCAGGCACCUAUAAAGUCCAGGUGGUGGUCCCUGAGGCGGAGACCAGGGCAGGACUGAUGUUGAAGCCCCGGACCUUCCCGCUCGUGGUGACCGACAGCCCUGUCAUGGACGUGGCCUUUGUGCAGUUUCUGGCCUCCGUGUCUGGGAAAGUCUCUUGUUUGGAUACCUGCGGCGACCUGCUGGUGACCCUGCAGUCCCUGAGCCGCCAGGGCGAGAAGCGGAGCCUCCAGCUCUCCGGCAAGGUCAACUCCAUGACUUUCACGUUUGACAACGUGCUCCCUGGAAAAUACAAAAUCAGCAUCGUGCACGAGGACUGGUGCUGGAGGAACAAGAGCCUGGAGGUGGAGGUCCUGGAGGACGGCGUGUCGGCGGUGGAGUUCAGGCAGACGGGCUACAUGCUGAGGUGCUCCCUGUCCCACGCCAUCACUCUGGAGUUCUAUCAGGAUGGAAAUGGACCUGAGAACGUGGGCAUUUACAACCUCUCCAAAGGAGUCAACCGCUUCUGCCUGUCCAAGCCCGGUGUGUACAAGGUGACGCCUCGCUCCUGCCACCGGUUCGAGCAAGCCUUCUACACCUACGACACGUCUUCACCCAGUAUCUUGACGUUGACAGCCAUUCGCCACCAUGUCCUUGGAACUAUCACCACUGACAAAAUGAUGGAUGUCACUGUGACUAUCAAGUCCUCCAUCGACAGCGAGCCAGCCUUGGUCCUAGGCCCUCUGAAGUCUGCGCAGGAGCUGCGGAGGGAGCAGCAGCUGGCGGAGAUCGAGACCCGCCGGCAGGAGAGGGAGAAGAACGGCCAGGACGAGGGCGGGGAGGGGAGGGCCCGGCCCCCGGGGCAGGAGCUGGUGGACGAGCUGCAGGGCCCCUUCUCCUACGACUUCUCCUACUGGGCCAGGUCUGGAGAGAGGAUCACCGUCACGCCCUCGUCCAAAGAGCUGCUCUUCUACCCGCCUUCCAUGGAAGCGCUCGUCAGCGGAGAAAGCUGCCCAGGGAGGCUGAUCGAGAUCCACGGGAAGGCGGGCUUGUUCCUAGAAGGCCAGAUCCACCCGGAGCUGGAGGGGGUCGAGAUCGUCAUCAGUGAGAAGGGGGCCAGCUCGCCCCUGAUCACCGUCUUCACCGACGACAAAGGAGCCUACAGCGUUGGCCCCCUGCACAGUGACCUGGAGUACACGGUGACCUCACAGAAGGAGGGCUACGUGCUGACUGCGGUGGAGGGGACCAUAGGGGACUUCAAGGCCUACGCCCUGGCCGGAGUGAGCUUCGAGAUCAGAGCUGAAGACGACCAGCCCCUCCCCGGGGUGCUCCUGUCGCUCAGCGGUGGCGUGUUUCGUUCCAACCUCUUGACUCAGGACAAUGGCAUCCUGACCUUCUCCAACCUGAGCCCUGGCCAGUACUACUUCAAGCCCAUGAUGAAGGAGUUCCGCUUUGAGCCGUCCUCGCAGAUGAUCGAGGUGCAGGAGGGGCAGAACCUGAAGAUCACCAUCACCGGGUACCGCACCGCCUACAGUUGCUAUGGCACAGUGACAUCUCUGAAUGGAGAGCCAGAACAGGGCGUGGCGGUGGAAGCCGUGGGGCAGAAGGACUGCAGCAUGUACGGAGAGGACACUGUGACGGACGAAGAGGGGAAGUUCAGGCUGCGGGGCUUGCUGCCGGGGUGUGUGUUCCACGUGCAGCUCAAGGCCGAAGGCAAUGACCACAUCGAGCGGGCGCUGCCCCACCAUCGGGUCAUCCAGGUCGGCAACAACGACAUCGAUGACGUGAACAUCAUAGUUUUCCGGCAGAUUAACCAGUUCGACCUAAGUGGAAACGUGAUCACCUCCUCUGAGUACCUUCCCACAUUGUGGGUGAAGCUUUACAAGAGCGAGAACCUCGACAACCCGAUCCAGACGGUGUCCCUGGGCCAGUCCCUCUUCUUCCACUUCCCGCCCCUGCUCAGAGACGGCGAGCACUACGUCGUGCUCCUGGACUCCACGCUGCCCAGGUCCCAGUACGACUACGUCCUGCCGCAAGUCUCCUUCACCGCCGUGGGCUACCACAAGCACAUCACCCUGAUUUUCAACCCUACGAGGAAGCUGCCUGAGCAGGACAUCGCACAGGGGUCCUUCAUCGCCCUGCCGCUGACGCUGCUGGUCCUGCUGGCUGGUUACAACCAUGACAAGCUCAUUCCCUUGCUGCUGCAGUUGACCAGCCGGCUGCAGGGAGUCCGAGCACUGGGCCAGGCAGCCUCUGACAACAGUGGCCCCGAGGACGUGAAGAGACAGGCCAAGAAACAGAAGACGCGGCGGACGUGAGGAGCAGAGGCCGCUGCCGUCCCCGGGGAGCAUCGACCAGCCUCGCCACGCCGCCCGGCCCCAUCAUGGUGGUCCCCUCCUCCCUUCGUGUGGCCUCGUGGUGCAAUGCAAUGAAUGGACCCUCCUGUCACUCUGCUGAACACAAUUUAUUUUCUGAGUUGAAGAUAAUUUAUUAUUAUUAUUUUUGUCAAAGACGUAUUUAAGCUGUGCUGGCGUGAGGACGUGACUCUUAGUCUUGAGCGUCAUUUGCAGGAAGAGUCCCAGUACACGUGGCGUCUGGUGCAGGAUGAAGGUGCCUCUGGUCUGUCCUCUGCCCGAAUCCCCUUGCACUGAGAGCCUGCUGGACCACAGCCGCCUGCGCCCGCCACCGGGAGCAUCGAUUAGGAGGUGAAAGUCAAUAAACCGCCCGUUCAUCUGUGUUGUA